AAGCAUAAUGUGGUGUGACUUAUUAUUUUUUAACAUGCAAGCAAGGGAAAGUGUCGAAACCAGCACAGUAGAAUAGGCUCUCUAGAUUAUACGUAAACAAUACAACCACCGUACACAGCCCGCCAUGCCUCUGGCCGCUGUCACCGAGGAAGCCAUCCAGAGGUUCCAGACCGACGGUGCCGUGUGUCUCCGCGGUGUCUUCGCCCGGGAGUGGGUCCAGAAGGUAGCCGCCGGGAUAGAGAAAAACCUCGCUAGAUCGAGUCAGUACAGCGAACGACUUCAGGCUCCCGGAGGCACCGGGUACUUCUUCAAUGAUUAUUUCAAUUGGAGGGAAAUAGAGGAGUUUAAAGAUUAUGUUUAUAACUCUCCUGCAGCUGAAAUUGCUGGGACGUUGAUGCAGUCUCCGGUUGCUAUCUUUUACCACGAGCACGUGUUAACCAAAGACCCUCAUACACUUAAAGCCACUCCCUGGCAUCACGAUCAGGCUUACUAUCCUGUUGAUGGAUUUAAGAACUGCUCAAUAUGGAUGCCAAUAGAUUCUGUUCCCGCUGAAACCACUCUAAAGUUUGUGAAAGGAUCACACCGCUGGGGGAGGUGGUUUCAUCCGAAGAAAUUUAAGUCAGAAAAAAACUACCCUGUCAAUGAUGAUGCGGGAACGAGACUUGCAGAGACGAGAGUUUACGAGAACGUCCCUGACAUUGAUGGUUCUGAUGAGUAUGAGAUACUCCAAUGGCCCAUAGAGGUAAUGUAA
This is a messenger RNA of Lingula anatina, 751 nucleotides long. RefSeq lists its product as uncharacterized. The record is from RefSeq and is a predicted model, not a curated record. NCBI's taxonomy places the organism in Eukaryota, Metazoa, Brachiopoda, Lingulata, Lingulida, Lingulidae.